This is a messenger RNA of Chironomus riparius, 6267 nucleotides long. Lineage: Eukaryota; Metazoa; Arthropoda; Insecta; Diptera; Chironomidae. The record is from the annotation of a GenBank genome assembly.
AUGGAGCUCAGAGGUGAUAUAUUUUAUCAAAAAACGAUACAAUGUCUAGCAAGGACCUUAGCAAAGCUUAAUCCAACACCAGAAGAUAAGCUCCAACAAUUAUUCAAGCACUGUCCACAAGAAAGUUCAGCAGGCAUUUUUUGUAUCGAUUCGAGAGCUCAUGAAGCAGUUGUUGCACUUGGAUUAUAUUUUUUGGAAAGUGAAUAUCAAUAUGAGCAUUUAAUUGUUCCUUACUUGAUAAGACUGAUAAAAGGACUUCCGAAAUCGAUUCAUAAAGAUGAAGAUCAGAAGAUGCUCGAGAAAAGAACUGACAAAUUGCCAUCAACUGAAAAGUUCUCGUUCUGUCUUAAUACUUUGUUGUCGGAUAUAAGCGUUUGUUGUCCAGAUCGUCGUGAAGAAAUAAUACAGACACAAGUUGAGGUGUUUGCAUCAUUAACAAAUAUGAUUAUUUCCAAGCAGAAUUCGUCAUCAUCAGUGUUGUGUAAAGAUACAGUUCCAAUAUUGUUAGGAUUAUCACGAGCAAUUGGAAGGUAUACAAUUAAAGAUCCACUAAUUAGUAGAAUGUAUCCACCACCAGAAAAACCAGUUGUUAAAGCUACAAAUCCAGAUCAAUUGAUGUUAAAUGAUCGUCAAAAGUUUUCUCCUAAUUUUCGUCCAAUUAUUCCACGAUCUAUGUCCGGAUCUUUAAAUAUUGAGGCAAUGGAAGCUAAGACAGGGAUAACACCAACAGCAUCUCCAAGAAAAAGUGAACCAAUAACAAAUAAAAAAUUAUUUAGCUAUUAUUCAGUUCCUUACGAUCCAACACGUUAUUUCUUUACAAAAUUCGGUUCAAGUUUCAAUCAGUUUCCAAAUAUGAGAUCAUUUGAGCAAGACAGUGAUUUAGAAACACAACUUAAGCGUGAAAAAAUUCAAUUUCCAAUCAGUCAUUUACAGCAGAUUUUUGCAUUUUCAAAGAAACUUUUGGCUAAAGAGAUUUUAGAGUAUUUGGAUGAAAGAGCUGAAGACAUUUUUGGAUUACUUCAAAAUAACACUUAUGGAUAUAAAAGCUUCUCAGAAACUAUUAAUCUUGUAAUUGUGACAUUAUUAAGAGAACUAUUACAGAAUCAAACUGAAUUGUCUACUCCAUUUACAAAAGAUAUCCAAGAAUUUGUUAAGCAAUUGUUCCUUAAUGGCCAAACUGAAAUAAACAAUAAACAGCAUGAGGAUCAUAAAAGGAAUGAAAAUGAAUAUAAUGUCGUUAAUAAAUACAAGAUAAAUGUGAUGGCAAAUGCAGCAUGUGUUGAUCUUUUGGUUUGGGCUAUUCGUGAUGAAACUGAGGCUGAUAAAUUGUGCAUGCGAUUACAUCAGAAAUUGGACACAAAUAUCGGACAUAAGAUUAUGCUAGAUCACAUGCCAUUAUUAAUGGUUUGUCUUGAAGGAUUAGGAAAAUUAGCCAAGAAAUUUCCUGGCAUCUCUGGAACAUCAAUUUCAUAUCUACGAGACUUUUUGGUUGAUCCUAGUCCAAUUUUAGCUAAACUUCAUGGGCAGGCUGUUAUUCAUCAAAAGAAGGAAAAGGAAAUUACUCCGUACAGAAUCGUUGUUCAAAGUCCUGAACAUCAAAUUUCGGAUAUUCAACAUAGGCCUGGAUUAACCAAAUCUCCCGUCACAGCAUUUGAAGCUUUAAGAGAAGCAGCUAUUGAAAAUUUAAGCAUUGCUCUUCGUGCAGCACAUCCAACCGAUCAGUAUUGUGUUCCAGCAUUAAUUGCUAACGUAUCAAAUCGUUUGUUUAUAGCUGAAAAGAAUGAAAAUGAAUCAAAUUUGGUGUCUUUAAAUAUAAUCGUAAUGUUGGGACAUGUAGCUGUUGCAUUAAAAGACACACCAAAAACUACUCAAAAUAUUUUGCAAUUUUUCAUUCAGCGUUUCUGUAAAGUGGCUAAUGAACAGAAUGUUUUAAUUGUCGAUCAACUUGGAUGCAUGAUUAUCAGUAAGUGUGAAGCUGAUAUUUUUGAUGAAAUUAUGAAAAUGUUUUCGAGAGUAAUUGUGCAAUCAGCGUCAUUAGCUUAUAGUUCAGAUCCAGAUAAAAGGAGACAAUAUCAGCAUGUUUCAGAUGCUGUAAUUAAUGCAAUGGGAAAUAUAGCUGCAAAUAUUCAAGGAGAAGCUGAAACCUUAGAAUUGUUAAUUAAAUUAAUGGAAAUUUUUGUUCAAAUUGGACUUGAAGGUGAGAGAAGUUACGAUAAUUCUCAAGGUGCACAGAAGGCAUCAAGUAGUGCUGGAAAUUUAGGAAUGUUAAUACCUGUUAUUGCUACGACAGUUCGAAGACUUCCUCCAAUUAGAUCACCAAAAACGAGACUCCAUAAAUUAUUUAAAGACUUUUGGAUGUAUUGUGUUGUUAUGGGAUUCACAAAUGCACGAUUAUGGCCAAGUGACUGGAUUCAAGGCGUGCAAGAAAUUGCUGCAAAAUCUCCACUUUUAAUCUCACAAACUCCACAUAAAUCAGAAAUGAGAGAACUCAAUUAUUCAUCAGCAAUUCGAUCAGACUCUGUAAGCUUGAAUGAGCUUAGAAGUCAAAUUAUUCUAUUACUUGAUCAUCCACCAGCUGAAGUAACUGCUUAUAUCCAUAAACUUUCUUUUGCUCAAUGUACUUACUUAUUAAGUGUUUAUUGGCUUGAAACAUUAAGAGUUGAAAAUGCAGAAGAGCCUAGUUUAGAUCCAAUUCUAUCAUAUUUAUGUGAUCCUGUUCUUCAAAAGGACAAAUGUGGAAUGUGGCAAUGCGUUAAAUGCAUUGGUGAUCAAGUUUUUGAAAAGUUUCGUACAGUCUUAGUUGAUCAUGAUUUGAAACGUGAAAAGGUAUUGGAAUCACAAGCUAGAAUGUUACUUGUCUAUUUUAAUCACAUCCAUAAGCAAAUUCAGUUAGUAGCUGAUCAAUAUUUAUCACAAUUGGUCGAUAAAUUUCCUCAUUUAUUAUGGAGUAGAAGUUUACUAUGGAGCAUGUUGGAUAUCCUUCAAUUACUAGCUUACUCAUUGAGUCUUGAUCCAAAUCUUCCAAUUCCAAUUGUUCAAGUUCCAAUGACUUCAUAUACAUUACAAUUUAUGGACAAUAUGCCAGCACGUGAGAAUCGUUUUAAAGACUUUAGUGACCGUUGUCAAGGAAUAUUCAAUGAAGCUAUGAAAUGGGCUCCAAAUUAUACAAGAAGUCACUUACAGCAGUAUCAAAGUCAAAGUCAUAUAUUUUCCAACUUUAGUAAUCGUGAAGAAGCAUUAGCAUUUGAUUCUGUAAUUCGAUCAUGGCUGACUGAUUGUGUCUCAAGUGUUAAGUUAAAGAGCACAAAUAGUGGAAGUCGUGGAACAUCUAAAUUUGUAUCAGUUUUAUGUCUCAGAAGUAAGUGCACAGGAGAAAUUGCAGGUUUAAUCUCAGUAUUGGACGAAGAAAGCAAAAGAGGUCUUUGUGAACGAUUAACUCAAUCAAUUUGGGAUGCUACUCGAGAAAAAAAUGAGACAAAGUAUAAAGGUGCAUUAUGGCGUGGAACUGCUUACUUGAUAUCAUAUUCGACUUACGAUCAGAAUGUAGGAAAACUCCUUCAUGCAAUUUCAUCGUCACAUGUUGAAAUAUUUACAGAAAAAACUGUAGAAACAGCUGUUGAAUGUUGGCAGUGGAUAUUAACAGCUAGGGAAGAUUUGGAAUUAAGUUUCAUCCGUGAAAUGGUGUCAGCAUGGCAAAUUACAUUUGACAAAAAGAUUGGAUUAUUCUCAGAAGAAUUUGAAGUCACAAGUCCAUUAGCUGCUUAUGAUGGAUGCAAAUUAGUUCCACAGCCAAUAAAUGUCAGACCACACAUGAUUUGGCUUGAUUUAAUAUCCGAAAUGGUAGAUACAGCAAAAUAUUGUAAUCGAGAUAAAGUUGAGAUGCUUUGCAUGCUUGUCCAUAGAUGUCUACCAAUUGAUAAGCAUUCAAAACAAACGAGACACAUUUCAACAGUUGGAUGUCGUUUUAAGCUUCUUCAAUGUGGAUUGAGCUUAUUACAAGGAAAUACAAUCCCAAAGAGUUUAUCAAGGAACAUUUUACGUGAACGAAUCUACUUUUAUGCUUUAGAUUAUUUUUGUGCAGCUCCACAAUGCCCAUCUCAGUCACGUGAAAUACUUUUUGAUGAUAUUACAAUUUUAAUGACAUUUUGGCAAACGAUGAGAUCAGAAAAGAAGCAUUUAAUGACAUCAGAAUUGAGUGACUAUGAGCUUAAUGGAAAUACAACAACAACGACAAAUUUAACUGUUGGAAAGUCAUAUGGUGAUUCAAUUUCAAUGGCUGGAAAUGAUGUGUCAAGGUCAACAAGUGGAACUGCUGGAUGGUAUAACACGAUUCCUCAUUCUACGUCAACAUUGUCGAGAAAAACGACAAGACCAAAACGUGGAAUUGGACAAAAGGAUUCAUAUGAUAAAGACUAUAUGAAGAAAAGAAAUUUAAUAUUGGAACUUUUGGCUGUAGAAAUUGAUUUUCUCGUAACUUGGUAUAAUCCAUUAGCUAAUCCUGAAAUGCAAGUUAAUCCAAAAACUGAGGAAGCAUUAACAACAUGGCGAACUAGGCCAAUUAAAAUUAAUUUAUGGAAAGAUAAUGUUCAACUUGCUUGGGUCUAUAAUCCAUCACUUGCUGUAUUUCUCUCACAAAGAAUUAAUAAUGUUGAAAUUAUUGACGAUGAAGUCUCAAAGUUGGUCUUAGCUGAUCCUAUGGCUGCAAUGCAUAUUCCUGAUGCAUUAAAAUAUUUGGUGACAACUAAAACUUUACUUGCUGACUCUUCACAAUUAAACUAUAUGCUGACUUGGGCUAAAGUAACUCCAAUUCAAGCUCUUUCAUAUUUCUCUCGUCAAUAUCCAACUCAUCCACUUACAGCUCAAUAUGCUGUUAAAACAUUACUUUCAUGUCCAGCUGAAGCAGUUCUACCAUACAUUCCACAGCUCGUUCAAGCUCUUCGUCAUGACACUAUGGGAUAUGUUACGGAAUUUAUUAAACAAAUUGCAAAGAAGUCACAGAUUGUUGCUCAUCAAUUGGUUUGGAAUAUGAGAACUAAUAUGUAUAUGGACGAAGAUAUGCAUCAGAGAGAUCCAGUUCUAUUUGAUGUUCUUGAAUCGCUUGUUAAUUCGAUCAUUUCACAAUUGUCAGGUCCAGCAAAAAGAUUUUAUGAACGUGAAUUUGACUUUUUUGGUAAGAUUACUGCUGUGUCGGGUGAAAUUCGUGGAUUUGCUAAAGGACAGCCACGGAAAAAAGCAUGUUUGGAUGCUCUUCGUAAGAUUGACGUUCAAAGUGGCUGUUAUCUUCCAUCAAAUCCUGAAGCUAUGGUUCUUGAUAUUGAUUAUAAUAGUGGAACGCCCAUGCAAAGUGCUGCAAAAGCUCCAUACUUGGCUAGAUUUAAAGUUAGACGAUGUGGAAUAACAGAACUCGAACAAUUAGCUAUGGAAGUAUCAGGUGGAAGUACAACAACGUCACCAACUAAGCAAUCAUUAUCUUUGCAUGUUGAAGGAUGGCAAGCAGCUAUUUUCAAAGUCGGUGAUGAUGUUCGACAGGAUAUGCUUGCCCUUCAAGUUAUAUCCAUUUUUAAAAAUAUCUUUCGUCAAGUUGGUCUUGAUUUAUUCUUAUUUCCAUAUCGUGUUGUUGCUACAUCUCCUGGAUGUGGAGUUAUUGAAUGUGUCCCAAAUGCUAAAUCGAGAGAUCAACUUGGACGACAAACUGAUACUGGAUUAUAUGAAUACUUUUUACAUAAUUAUGGCGACGAAACAAACAAGGAAUUUCAAAUGGCAAGAAGCAACUUUGUUAAAUCAAUGGCUGCAUAUUCAGUUAUUGGAUACCUCUUGCAAAUCAAGGAUCGACAUAAUGGAAAUAUCAUGAUUGAUACAGAAGGUCAUAUAAUACAUAUUGACUUUGGCUUUAUGUUUGAAAGCAGUCCUGGAGGAAAUAUUGGUUUCGAACCAGACAUGAAGCUAACAGAUGAAAUGAUAAUGAUCAUGGGCGGAAAAAUGGAAGCAGCUCCAUUCAAAUGGUUUUGUGAGUUGUGUGUUCAAGCCUUUCUAGCAAUUCGUCCGUAUCAAGAUGCUAUCGUGUCACUAGUAAGUCUCAUGCUUGAUACGGGACUUCCAUGCUUCCGAGGACAAACAAUUGCAUUAUUAAAGCAAAGAUUUGUGUCUAACAAGAACAGCAAGGAAGCUGCAGCACAUAUGCUUGGAAUUAUUAAGAAUUCGUAUCAAAACUUUAGAACAAGAACAUACGACUUGAUUCAGUACUAUCAAAAUGCUAUUCCUUAUUAA